GCAGUAAAAAGUUGUAUUUAAAAGAUAAUUUAACCGUUGUUACAAAAGUGAAUAUAUUAAUUAGUAUAUUAAGACUGAAACUUAUUGAUUAUUGAAUUUCUAAACAUUUUGAUUACCACAACUCAUUUUAGCAAGAUAAGCACCAACACUGUAAGAAUUGUUGUGCAUUGGUUAAAGGGAAGGAUUAAGAUGACCGUACAAAUGCUAAGAACCAUUGUCUUAUGCAAUAUGUCUUGGGUUGUGGAAGGUGUAUGUCAAAUUUAUUAUAGCAUAGUUGGAAAAAAGCUGAACAAUUAGUUUUUAAAUGUUGGAGAAAGAAAACAUUUUUAGAUCCAAAAAACCGGGCAAAACUUAGGUUUACAAAGUGAACUCGGAACAACUUGCAUGAUAAAUUUAGAGCUGAAUCAGCAUCAGGUGUUAUAUUUUCUAAGAAAUGGUGAAAAGAUAGCACUUUCUUUAAUUAAAUAACAGGAAACCUUGCUCUUAAAGGCAUCCAGCUUAUUUACCUGCCCAUUCCUGGUAGGACCACAUCCCAGCUGUCUCUAACAAAAGUUUAAAAGAACGGGUCUUAAGUCUGUCAUGAAUCAGAACAAUAAGUCCAGCACGCCAGGAUAUCAACAAAAAAAAACACUAAAAUUGAAAAUUUCACUAAACUUGUCUAAACCUCAAGUUAAUUGAAAUUCUGAGACCUUUAAAUGACCGAAAGCCUCAAUGAAUUAAGAGAAAAUGUAAAAAUAGAAGGGAUGAAUCAUUUCAAAAUAAACUAAACCUUUUCACAUUUUUGCAGCUGAUAGUGGUUUUAUACAAGCACGAUCCACAGUUUAGUAUUUUAAACAAAAUACAUCAUCUAAAGUUUCAGUUUCGAAUAAAACAUUUAUAAUAAUUAGGAUUUUUAAAUCCUUCAUUUUUUUAAUUUAAAAAGUAUAGGGUUACAAAUAUUCAAAGGUUAAUUGUUUUUUUUAAAUCUUCAGUUUAAAAAAUUUUACCAAUGUACAUUUAUUAAUAUAGAAAAACAAUUAAUAUGAAAAUAAAAUGUGCUUUUUCCCUUGCUUUUACUUCCCAGCUCUUAUUUACAUCCAUCCUAUGCAAAAAAAAAAAAAAAAAGACAUUUAGGAAAGAGAUGUUUGCAAAGCAUCACAACAACAUUUUUAUCUGUGUUUUUUGUGUGUUUCCAGUUUAACGUUUCCUUUUCCAAAGCUUGGUUUAAUUGUUGGACUGAGACAAUUUGCUUGUUUCCUGUAAUCAAUCAGUCGGUGUCAGCAGCAGCAUCUGCCUGGAGCUUUUUAUAGGUUGGUGGGAGGAACCAUAUCUACUCAUUCUCAAGCAAGCAGAGAGAGAGUUAUCUCAGUCAUAGUUCCUUUUUUUGUGUCCAGAAUAGAAGCACUGCAGACGGUCAUUACACCCAUUUUGGUGACAGUGGUUACGCAAAAAUAUAAAUGUCGAUCAGAAAUAAAAAUGCAGACUGGGGUUGCGUGGAGAUUCUUUGUAAAACGUGAGAAUUGUCAAAAAAAAAGAAGACGGGGAGGGGAGAAAAGCGAUUUUUACGCACGGGGCGGGCCCUUCAUUCUCUUCAAGCUGUGGGUGAGGGGGUCAGCCAGCUAAAGACAAUCAAAGAUGUUUGAGUUUCCAUGCGCAGUGGCCAGGGAGGAAACGCACACGCAGCUUUAGUCCCCCCCUCCUCCAGCUCCGACCUCCCCAGCCUCCCACUCUGCGGGGGUUUCGGAAGAAACUUGCGUUUGUUUCUGCCGGAGGAAAGCGGGGGAAAAGUAACCGGGACCUGUUGGCGAGGAUGAAUUACUCCAGGCCACAGACGUCGAGCUUAUCAGAGGAAGUGAGUCCUGCAGGGGUGAAGCUAGAAGCAGUGAUGGAGCAGCUUCAAAGACAACAAGAAGCCAAAAUGGAGAUGAACCUGCAGGAGAAACAUCUUCAGCUUCAGUUUGCUCAAAAAGCUGCUGCGGCUGGCACCUCCUGGUUCAGACCAGACUUGUUUGGGACGGCUGGCGGAAGGAUUUAUCAGUCGCCCCCUCAAAUUUUGAGCAGCGGCUUGAGAAGAAUGGAUUCCAAAGAAGACGAUGAAGUCUCAGAUGAGGAGGAACAGGAGGUGUUGGUGCCUGAGGAGAACGAGGAAGAGGAGGGAGAUGAGGCCAAGAAGCUACAGCUCCAGCAGAUUUCAAGCUUCCAGCCUUAUUCUGGAUGUUUACAGCCAAAAGCUGUGGAGCAGAACUCCACGUCUCCACCUUCAGCCGUCAAACAGGAGCAAGAGGAGAAGAACUUGUCGUCUUCUCCCGUUGGUCAACACUCCUUCACUUCCCCCAGCGGCUUUGCUGAAUGGAGCUACGAUGAGCCUUACAAACAGAGAGGAUGUGGGGUGUGGACUGAGGACAGUGAUGGAGGAAAACUGAGAGGAGAGCCUUCCCGAGACUUUGCCAAGCUUUAUGAGCUAGAUUCUGACCCACUGCGGAAGGGCUUUCUGGAUGAACUCUUUGUUUUUAUGCAGAAACGGGGCACUCCUGUCAAUCGUAUUCCCAUUAUGGCAAAACAGGUCUUGGAUUUGUACAAGCUUUUCAAGCUUGUAACAGAGAAAGGAGGACUGGUUGAAGUUAUUAACAAGAAAAUAUGGCGGGAGAUCACCAAAGGUCUCAAUCUACCGACGUCCAUCACCAGCGCCGCCUUCACCCUCCGCACUCAGUAUAUGAAAUAUUUGUACCCAUUUGAGUGUGAGAAGAAGGCUUUGAGUUCUCCUGGUGAGCUUCAGGCAGCCAUUGACAGCAACCGCAGGGAGGGCCGGCGCCCCGGUUACACCAACAGCCUUUACCGCUACUCCCCCACCUCAGGAUCCGCUCUGCUCCCCUCUCCCUCCAUUCAAGCCAACCCAACUAUGCAUAAUGGCCUAAGUGCAUCUGGAAGUCCAAAUUUAAAAAGAAACACAGAGGAGACCCUAACUCCUGUAGUACCCAGGUUACCUGCUGCUCUUGGGCAGCAGCAGCUGGCCCAAGCCGCCACACUGGAGCAUCUCAGAGAGCGUUUGGAUCGCGCAGCGGCUGGAGCAGCAACAGCCGAUGGUCCAAAGAAGAAAAUCAUGCGACUGGCAGAAGAUCAGCAGCGCCUCAUGCAGCAGGCGCUCCAGCAAAACCUGCUGGCUAUGGCGUCUCAUUUCAGCCCCAUGAACCUCAAACUCAACAAUGGCCAUGUCACAGAAAAAAAACAGGAUUUGUCUCUAAGCAUCUCUACUGAUGGACCAGCCAGCAUCAGCGUAUCUGUAGAGGUCAAUGGCACCAUUUACUCAGGUACUUUGUUUGCUCAGAAGUCGGCUGCUCCUGGUCCGUCUCAGACCCUGACUGCAGCAGGAGCGAGUGGGUUCAGUGCUCUACCCUCCUCACACAGUCCCUCUUCUUCAUCUUCCACCUCUUCAAAGGGCCCAAACUAAAGCUUUUACAUUUAAACUAAGUUAUAACCUUCUAAUCUGCAAGAACUCUGUAAGCACAUCAUGAGAGUUUUCCAUUCUAUUCUGAGACGAUUUAUCAAAACUUUUUCAAGUCAUGAGCACACUGGGGUUUCACCUUUAAUCAGCCAGAUUGACUGUAAUGUAGGUUUAGAUCUGUUUCCACUAGUGCCUGUUAGAGGAGUUCUAAUUAAUCGGUUUUGCUUUUUGUGAGUGAGUGUGAUUUGUCUGUUGGUCAAAAAAAAUCAGAGCUGAGUCUUUUUGGACUUUUUCUGCAUUUCUAUAGCAGACGUUCUGCUAUUAUCAGAAGAGAAACUUGAUUGCCAAAAUGCAGGAAAGUCAAAAAGUCUUGGAUUAGCAUCAUCACUUUAUGGAGUUUUGUUUUUUUAUUUCAUUCUGUCAUGAAAGUCUAGUUUAUACUUUUUGUAGGUAAUUUCAGAAAAUAUGCAUGCUAUUAGUCUAUUGGAAUUAUUCCUAAAAAGGACAUUAAGGUCACUUAAAUGUGGUUUUAUUUAACUUUUUAUUAUUUAAUCCUUUGUUUGGGCAUUUCUAACUUUUUUUUGCUGUGUUAAGUCUCACUUGUAAAUCCAAAAGUGAGAUGCUAUAUUUAUGCAAGAAACUAUGUAAAUAGCUUGAAGUGAAACAACAUUUACCUCAAACUGGCAUUCCAUUCUGCAAUGUUCUUAUGUUUUCAGACUUCUCUAACUCAUUCUAUAUAUUUCUGUGUUUGUUUUUUAAUGCAUAGAAUAUAUCAAAACUGACCUCAGGCUGUGGGCGAAUGAACACUGAAACAGUGCUACCUCAAUACAACUCAAAUAUGCAAUGCUGAAUCAUGCCUCUGUGUUCGUUAGGCGUGUGUGGACAAUCAGUCACACAAAUGUGAACUUGCCAACUGAAAAAAUGUAGAUGUUUAGUCCUGGACUUGGGUUAACAUAUUUUUGGCACUGUGGCUAUACAUUUACAAAGGAAGAAUUAUUGAGUACAAUAAUGUUUAUCUCCCCUUUCUUAUACUGUAUUAAAUGAGUAUUCAUUUAAAAGAUUACAGACUAAGGAAGAGUCCUGAGAUGGCUGCAUAAAAAAAAGUAAGUUCAAUUCAGAACAAUUUAACUAUACAACUUCCCACUAAGAGAGAGAGGAUGAUUUAAAAUGCUUUUUUUGGUGUUUAUUUCCUUUUUUUUUGCAAAUGUGUGCUAUCUCUGUUGUCUGUAUUUAAACUGCUGGAAAUCCAAUUUCCCAGGAGGAGUCAUCCAAAAGGGAUUAAUGUGUGAAGUCCAAAUCUAUUCAUAAAUAAUAAUAAAAAAAAUCACUAAAAAGCUUUAUUGUACACAGGGUGUUACUGUUCCUCUAUCACAGAAAAACAGGUAGAUUUACAUUUGCAAUAUUCUACCUUCAAUAAAUGUAUAUUAAGUACACUGAACAUUUUAUAAAAGUACAUGCCUGGAGCUAAACUUGAGAUUAAGUUUUAAAAAUAUCAGAUUUUCCACAUUUCAUUCUUUCCUAACUUUGAAUAAACACAUUUAAGUUAUUCAAUCUAUACUUCUUACAGUGUUCCAAAAUUUUGAUUUAGUACACAUACUGAGAGUCAGGGUGCUUUUAAUUUUUAGAAACCACAAAAUGCUACUUUUAUAUUGGCGUUGACUUGGUUUCCCUUUUUUCACCCUUUUGACGCUGAUUCAAAAAUGCUUAAAACCACUUCUGCUCCAAAAUUAAAUAAAUUGAAUGUGUAUGUGAAAACAAAAAUAUGUACAUUUUUUUAAUCUGGAAAUAAACUCAGGCAUCCAAAGGAUUAAGUAAUUUUCACCUGGUGAAGUGAGUUCUUUUGUUUGUUUAUGAAAACGAACUUAGUUUGGAUUUCUUAUGUGUCAGAAAGAAGAGAUAAAUCUACAAGUUUGUUGUUUCAGCAAAAAAAAAAAA
Oryzias latipes (Japanese medaka) is the source of this 5356-nucleotide messenger RNA. It is a transcript of the gene arid3b, whose product is annotated as AT-rich interactive domain 3B. The record is from RefSeq and is a predicted model, not a curated record. Gene Ontology annotation, molecular function: DNA binding. Gene Ontology annotation, biological process: regulation of transcription by RNA polymerase II. Gene Ontology annotation, cellular component: nucleus. NCBI's taxonomy places the organism in Eukaryota, Metazoa, Chordata, Actinopteri, Beloniformes, Adrianichthyidae.